UCGGUCCAGGUAAAUCCCAGAUCUCAGCCCCAUUUUCUUUCAGAUCCAGCUCCCACUCUGCAACGUCCAAUUGACGCGCCUGUAAUACCCUCAAAAAAGGCGCUCAUCCACUGGACCGAAUAUUUUGGUGAGCUUUGUAUCGUCGUCAAUGGAUCUAUCACAGCGGGCGCUUCCGCGUCACACUCAUCACCAACCACCACCAUCUCUCUCAAAUCCUUCGCCCUCACAUCUGCCGCCUCAACAUUCUACGUCUACGUAUAGUCCUGGUCCCGUUGCCUCGCAUCCAACUCUCCCUCUUCCCGGAACUCACCCACCAUCCUCGGCUUUGACACCAGGAUCGGCCUCAACAUCCCCUGCAUCCAUCUCCCACCGGUUACCUUCAGCAUCAGCUUCGACGACAUCAAGGCAUCCUACUGGCGAUUAUCUCCCUGACGCAGAUGAUCUAGACGCGUCGACACCCGUGGAUGGAGAGGAACCUCCAAAGAAGAAGCAAAAGCGCAACAAGCCAACUCUUUCAUGCCAUGAAUGUGUAGAGCGCAAGACCAAGUGCGACAGAGGUCGACCCCAUUGUCUUGCCUGCAUAAAACGACAGACUGAAUGCCGAUAUGCCCAUGUCGCAAACCUUCUCGAGGAGACCACCAGGUCAGCCGCCAAUGGCCGCCGUAUGACGAAACCCCCAAAGAAGAAGUCUGGCUCUAGUGGAAAGUCCCCCAUUCCAAAUAUCGCAGAUAGGGGUAUGUCGAAUGAUCCCAGGGCAACCUCGCGUGGCGCUGUUGCCCUCUCUAUCGGCCUUCUGUCCAACGUUCCUUAUUCCUUGCCUUCUGCAAGUAACGUUUUUGGUAUCGGGUCCGAGCACCCAUUUGCCAACUACUGGACCUGCGAAGGGGGCUUGCCUGAGGUUAUCUCGGUGCUUCCAGACAAGAUUCAAGCCGAUAUACUACUUAGCCGAUACUUCGAAUGUGUUGACCCCGUGUAUCCCAUGAUACAUCGCCAGACAUUCUAUGCGGACUACGAACACUUCUGGCAGAUGAAUCAGCAAGAAAAGACCGAUACAGAUCCGUCCUUCAUUGCAUUAAUCUUUGUCAUGCUGGCCCUGGGAACUCAGUUUGUAACAUCGACUACAUCCCCACAGGAGCGAAGGCAGACAGCAGAGUUCUAUGCUUCGGCUAGCAACCAAGCUCUCCGUAUCGCAUCAUAUCUUAGCAGUGCAUCGUUACGGUCAAUCCAGGCUAUGGUAUUGCUAGUGUACUUCCUUAUAAACGACAACCAUGCCUCAGAUGGGUGGGCGUUUGCAGGUAUUCUGAUUCGGCAAGCUUAUGCUAUGGGUCUUCAUAGAGAUCCAAAUAUUGUGACUCCAAAUGCCACCCUGUUUGAGAAGCAGCAGCGGCGUAAGGUCUGGCAAGCGGUACUUCUCCAAGAUACUUUCUUGACCGUCUUACUCUCCCUGCCACCGUCUGCGACACAUACAGAUGUUUCCGUGGAAGACCUACUCGACGAUGGCUCCUCGAUUGCAAAUAGCGACCCAACAGAUACGGCAUAUAUCCGAGGCUCUUGGACUUUGGCCAACUUGGUUCAGGAGACGAUCUGCUCACCAAGAUCGUUAGACCUACCAAUCUGCACUACGGCAAGGCAUAAGUCUAAGUUGAUUGCUGACUUCCGAGCUGUUUACCGUUCGUUCCCUGACGUCUUCCGGUCUUGGGAUCCUGAUAGUAUCACGGCGCUCGCGAAAACCAAUAAGAGGGUGGUUCGUCAGACCCUGUUCCUGACGAGCAACUACUUCCAUAACUUGAUGCUUGUUCAUGCUUCCGAGAGCCCUGAUGUUCCUGUCAAUGUUCGUGGUACACUGGAGGCGGCGCACGACGCCAUUACAGCUUUCUUCCUUCUUUUCACACUUCUUGAGAUAGAAGCACGUGUUUGGUGGGUGUUCAACCACCGAGCUUUCUUGGAGGCGCUGUGUAUCGGAAAUGUCCUGAAGGAGGCUGCUCGAGAACCAGGUGGUGCAGAUAUGAUGGCAAGAGAUCCUCUCCUUGUCAGGGCAAAAGCUGAUAUCACACGCAUGAUCCAAAUCAUGCAGGUUAUGGGCGAAGACUCUGAGGUAGCGAGGACUCGAGUGCAGGUUUUGAGUGACUUUCUGGCAUGAAUGAGGCAGUGGUCUGUUUGUAUAAAAGUGUUCUGGUUGACGACUGAAUGAGACGUGUAGCAUGUUCAGGGGCAACAUUGGUCUAGCACGUCAGCAGAUAUCUAGCAAGGCAUGUACAUACCGAAGGCCAUAUUGUUUGAUAUUCAAGCUGCGAGUAUUCAUUGCAUGCUAGAAGAUAAGUAGAGCUUAGCACAACAUAUGCAUACCCAGGAGAGAAUUAUAAUGCUUCUUCGCUG
This is a messenger RNA of Fusarium oxysporum Fo47, 2376 nucleotides long. RefSeq names its product Zn(II)2Cys6 transcription factor. The transcript has 6 exons. Gene Ontology annotation, molecular function: DNA binding; DNA-binding transcription factor activity, RNA polymerase II-specific; zinc ion binding. Gene Ontology annotation, cellular component: nucleus. NCBI's taxonomy places the organism in Eukaryota, Fungi, Ascomycota, Sordariomycetes, Hypocreales, Nectriaceae. The record is from RefSeq and is a predicted model, not a curated record. Gene Ontology annotation, biological process: DNA-templated transcription; regulation of DNA-templated transcription. The coding region runs from base 149 to 2140 and encodes 663 amino acids.